Messenger RNA from Dermacentor albipictus, 2076 nucleotides. RefSeq lists its product as uncharacterized. The record is from RefSeq and is a predicted model, not a curated record. NCBI's taxonomy places the organism in Eukaryota, Metazoa, Arthropoda, Arachnida, Ixodida, Ixodidae.
GUUGCUCGACGCUCACCGCGUGAUAGGUGGGCGCUAAGUCCGAUGCGGGGCGCAUCGUAAGUGAUUGCUGUGCCGUAGCGCAUUGUCUUAUACCCCUUGGCGGGUCGACGGGAACGCUGUCGCGUCCCACUCUUGAAGGCGAAGCUUAAGCGUCCUCCAAUUUUUCAAGCGCUGCCGGUAGCUCGAUACGAAGUGAAGCAUGCAAAGGAGCCAGGAGAGAGCACGCGCUGGAAAGAGUGCGUUCGCUCUGACCUUAAGUUUCGCGUUGUUCGAGGGUAGUUCAGUGUUCAAAAUUAAUCGAAAAAAAGAGACCCGACAGCUAUCAUAUCGAUAGGCAGGGUGGGCAAUGUUCAAUUUCAUCGCGGGUGAUCGGGGCCGAGCGUAACCAAAAGAUAGUCGGCUUCCCGAGGCACCUAAUUAUGGAAAUUUGAAAGCAGAUUUUCGGCUGCUGAAGCCUGUUUACUAAACUGCGUCAGCAAAUGCACAAAUAGACAGUAGAAAGAAGCACACAGAUCCAAACAAACUUCUCCAUUGAUAUCACCUAUUGGUCAAUGGCAGUGGCAUAUGAGAAUCUGCUAUACUACGAGAUAAAGUGCCCACAAUGGAGUGAGGAGCAGCCCUCUGUUGAAUGGAUCAAGUGUGAGAAAGAGGUGACCUCGCGCUUCGCUUGCGAUCUCCAAGCACCCCGCACGGCUGCAAAAUUUUGCUGAGAUAUUCACAGCAACAUAUAUUAUCCGCGGUGUGCGUUUUUUUUUUUCCGUCAAGCCCGAGAGGUGGUUCAGGACCGCUUUAACUUAAUCUCCUUAACGCCGAAAAAAAAAAACGUGGCAACACGUGCUACGAUUCACAUUUCGUUUUAGGAAAACUUGUUGGCAACCCUUGUGAAUAAAACCUCUUCAAUUAAAGAAAUUAUUGUGAUUUCCAGACCUCAUCAGCCGGAACAUUUUCAUGGAGUUCGCCCUCGAUGCUGGCAAGCAGAUGGGGGACUUCCUGCGUGGUCCAACGACCACCGUUACCUCUACGUUCAAAGGGAUCGACCAAGAGGAUGCGAAGAGAGUGAUCAGCUGGGUGAUCUCGAAACUUCAGUUUUGAUAUCUCUCUUUUGAGUUCUCUAGCAGGAACUUGGGAUGGAAACGCUCGUAAUCCUCAACCGGCAUUGCGUCCCCAAACGGGAGCAGAUAGGUCCCCUCCACGAUGCGGCAUUGCCCUUCGGGGUUCUCCGAUAUGACCCAACCAGGAGAAGUGUUCGCAGUCGACUGCCUGAGGCUGAUCGUGCCGAGCAAGCAGAAAGUUGAUCAACUAAAUGAGGAACACCACAGUGCAGAUCCUUCUACUCCUGUCUGUAGGCUCGACGCUUCAUCAAGGACAGCAUUUCAAGCUUUUCCUGAGAACACGAUACAGGUGGCGCUGACAAGGUGGUACGAUGACGGAAUGGGCGACCAGGCGCUACCCUUCGGUACCGUGUUCACCAUCAAGUACCGGGGCAUCCAACACCAGAGCGCCAGGAAGCUCGCUUUACUCUACAAUGUCAAAUCUACAAUCUACAAGUCUACAAUGUCAAAUCCAGAAAAUUUCCAGAACAACCUCCAGGAAUCCCGAAGGAACUUGGGAUGGAAACGCUCGUAAUCCUCAACCGACAUUGCGUCCCCAGACGGGAGCAGAUAGGUCCCCUCCACGAUGCGGCAUUGCCCUUCGGGGUUGGGAUCUAUCUCCAGGAGCCCAACACAAUUUGGGCACGCUUACACAGAACCAACGCGCUACAGGAAAUGACGCAAGGUAUCGAGGUGAUCACCGGGGACACCCGAACAUCAUUUACCGAGAAUCUGAUCAGUCGCAGCAUCCUCAUGGAGUUCGCCCUGGAUGCUGGGAAGCAGGUUGGAGACUUCGCGCGUGGUCGAACGACCACCGUGACAUCCACCUUCAAGGAGGUCGACCAAGAGGACGCAAAAAGAGUGAUUAGCUGGGUGAUCUCGAAACUUUAGUUUUGAGCAGCUGAUCAGCGCUGAUCACCCAGCUGAUCACGGCCCUCGAUGCUCAACAAAAGAACAAAAAAAAUUAAAGUGUGCAUUUCUGUUC